Molecule: messenger RNA, 696 nt
Organism: Zingiber officinale
Lineage: Eukaryota; Viridiplantae; Streptophyta; Magnoliopsida; Zingiberales; Zingiberaceae
Product: protein TRACHEARY ELEMENT DIFFERENTIATION-RELATED 7A-like
Exons: 1
Coding region: 1-696 (231 amino acids)
Source: RefSeq, a predicted model, not a curated record
AUGGAAAUAAUGAGGCGUGGUCGAGUUAUUUUGAAAAGAAGAUCGCUCCCCUACUCGUCUUCUACCUCUGUCGGUGGAGCUUCCCCUGCAAAUCUCCGACCCCGUCCUUCUCGCAGAGGAUCUUCUGCUGUCCGACCUGCUUCCUUUGCCCGUCCCACUCGUCCCCGGACUGCCCGUUCACCUCGGCAUGCCGUCAAUAUUAGUCCCCGGGCCGCACCUACAGCCCGACCAUUCACCCCGACCCCUCUUCAGUCUGUUAAUCCACCUCGAACUACUUAUAUCCAUGGUCGUGGCCUUAGUCGAAGAUCAACCAAUGUACCCUACGCCAGCCCUGCUUUUAGAGAAGCUUCUCAAGUGGCUCGUCAAGCAUGCUCUAUAAACGACCGCUUGAAUCGUGACGCCCCUUCUUCUUCUCGGCAUAGGUCUCGGCUACCAUCUGAAGAUUCUGACUCGGAUGAUCAACCGUUGGCUCAAAGACUUCGCCGUCGAGCCCCUCCUUCGGUGCCAGAUUCGGACCCUUCCACUAUCCCUUCUCCUUCGCCUCCGGUUGCAACCGCCUCUCCUCCUUCGCCUCCUAUCGCGACCCCGACUCCUAUCUUGAGCCAAGCAGAUGUUCGGCCUGAUCCCUUCACAGUUCUGGUUGAGCCUCCGCCAGCUCAACCUUCUCCGCCAGCUCAACCUUCUACCUCGCAGUAG